Molecule: messenger RNA, 1020 nt
Organism: Vitrella brassicaformis
Lineage: Eukaryota; Vitrellaceae
Source: the annotation of a GenBank genome assembly
GGAAAGUUCUCCACACAGACAGAAACCAAACGUGGGUGACGGUGCUUGGACUACAAGGAUGAGCGAGCAGCAGCAGCAGGAACAGCAGCAACAGCAGGUGGGUGAGAUGGAGGGUCACUCGGCGUGAGGGUCUCGUCUGAACUGGUUGGGGUGCCUGCCUUGUGUGUUUCCCCUGUGUUGUGGUGUGGUCCACCUGACAGGUUCUGUGUGCCAACGGGUGUGGGUUCUUCGGUUCGGCGUCGACGAGGAAUCUAUGCAGCAAGUGUUGGAGGCAAGUGGUCCAGGAAGAGAAGGCCGAGGGAGCCAGUAGGCCCUCAGAGAAGCUCCAGGGCCUCGACAAGGCCCUCACCGCUGACAAGACUGCCCCUCCCAACGAUAGCAGUUCCACUGGCAACGGUGCGGCGUCAUCAGCGGCCUCGGAUGUCGCUGGCGCGUCCACCAAGCCUGAGGAGGUCAAGACGGCCGCCGAGGGCGAUGCCGACAAACCCGACAGGCCCGUACAGGUACCUGCCAACGCACAUAACCUACAGGCGGCUGACACUGCCGAUACAUGUGCACAACACUGCUGUUCGCUUGUGUGGUGCACCCAUCCCUCAGGUGAACAAGAACCGCUGCUGGAAGUGUCGGGCUAAGAUCGGCUUGUUGGGUGAGACGCACACACGUCGCACAGGCAAUGUGUGCACGGUUUGAUGCACAGAGAUCCCUCGCUCACCGACGUGAGGGCGGUUGGGUGGGUCGUUCUCACCGGGUUCGUGUGUGAUGUGCCCACCUACCAGGUUUCGAGUGUCGAUGCGGGUACUUUUUCUGCGGGACACAUCGCUACGCAGACAUGCAUGAGUGUGACUUUGACUGGAAGGUGAGCCCAACCACACACAUCGCACCACACCACACUCUCAUUCGGCGUCACGCACCCUGGGGGGCUCUGGCUAUGUACGCAUGUGUCCAGAACUUCGAGCGUCAGAACCUGGCUAAACUCAAUCCGGAGGUCGCGCCGUCGAAGCUGGAGCGGAUCUAGAUAAG